UUUCGCUAGUAAUUUAGAUUUGCAUUUUGUUCUUUUUCUUCAUUGUUGCGCAUUAGUGUAUUGCAAAUUCACAUACGUAAAUAUAACAAAAUAGAAAUAUAAUGGCGACUUUGGAAAUACCAAAAAAAACAAAGAAAUCCAAACCGAAACAGAAACCGGAAGUAUCYAGAAACACCUUAGCUGCGGCCGAGCAGCAGUCAAAAGAUAUAAAUGAGACUACAACUAAAAGCGAUUUGCCAAUUGAGGAUAUAAAAUCUGUGGACUUUGAUCAGUUUGCAACUACCAGCACACGCGACAUCAUAAGCCAAGAAUGUGGCAUAGCUUCUGAAUAUGUGGAACCGGUUGAAAAUAUGCCAACAUCCGGCACCUUAUUGGCGGAACAGAUUUCCUCAGCAGAAGAGCUUGCUCAUGAGGAUGCGGUCAAAGAAGACGAAAAUGUUACACCAUCUUCCACAGAUUUGAAAAUAACACCAACAGCACCUAUUGAUUAUGUUCCACAGACUUUACCAACUCCAAUUGCGCCCAUAGAAACGAUACCGGUUUUGCAAUAUCCUAAUCUUACACCCCUGCAGCAUGUGGAAACAAAAUCAAAUGUGGUGUAUAAACCAACAAAAGCAACUUCGCCUAAAUAUUCCUUCACCAACAGUCAAUUGCUGCCAUUAACGUUGGAGCAACGAAGGCAACUUUACCAUUGCCCAGAUUUAGACUUAGUGCAGCAAUUCGAAUUAGAUUUUUUAAUGAACUCCUUGUUGGAAACUUAUGAAAAUGAUCCGCUUUAUGCAGCGCUGCUUGAAUAUUAUAAUUUACAAAGUAAACUCUCUGUUAAUAUGUAUGACGUAGAYAAAGCAAGAAAAUUAGUCACAAAUGCACAGAAAAACAUUUGGACGGAGGUACCAGUCACAAAGACUUUUUCGGCGUCCUGUGGCGAUAGAGUGGUAGUAAAAGAAACUGUUACAUACAAUGUUGCUCAAGUAGAUGGAAAGAACCUAGAGAAUACUUCAGCCGCAUUGAAUAAUCUCUAUGAAUUAGUAUGCAACACACAUACCACAAAUUUAAUAACAGCAAAAGUAACCAAAGUGAAGAUAGAUCAAAUGAUUGACGACAUAAUUUCACCCAACUGCCUAGCAAAGCUGGCGCAGAAGGAAAGAAUUACUUUAGAAAAGCAGCUCGAUCCUUCAGUAAUUCCAUAUGUGGCACAUUUGCGACGCUCCAUAUCAAUUUUAUUUAAUUUCGUCCGAAAAUUGAGCCCAAAUAAGGACUUUUCUAACGAUCUAAAAAUGUGGGUUCGCAAAUUGGUUUCAUUACAUCUGCUCGUUGCGACUAAAGAAGAUCACUGGUUUCUACUAUUCAACAUACUGCGCUGUCCCAGUGGUGUGGGUGAUUGGGCAACUGAGCUGCUUCAAAUUCCAUUUGGCGGCAGCACAUCAAACGAWGCUACGACCGGCGCUUGUAAUAGUGAAAUGCCACUAAAUAUAAAUUCACCGGAAAUGAGUAAUUGUAUAGCGACAUUGCAGAUAUUGCUUUUGCCCAUAAAAAAACGCAACGAAUACCUGAAAGAUUUUGAAAAAUCUCACAAGGAAAUAUCAGAUCCUGCGCGUGAUGAACGCUGGAUUCUCAUUGAUUCCGAUGGUGAAGACAGUCACAAUGCAAAUGGUGAAUGUGUGGGUUUGAAGGAGAGCGAUUUGAUUGCCUUUCUCAAUCAAAUACCUUUUGGAAGAGUCUUCAUUUCUGCUUUGAAUAUUGAACAAUUUCUAAACGACUAUGUAGUUUCACCAGAUCUCAUAUUGGCCAAUGAUGUGCUUCGUGUGAUCACAUAUUUUUCGAAUUUGAUAGAAAUUUUCGGUGAAGGCAUGUUGACAUACAACACAGAGCGUUACAAACAGCUAGCAAAGCGGCUGGGCCGGCUUAUACGCCACACACUACAAUAUAGUAGUGAUUAUUACGAACUAUUCAUGCACAACGCUAUCCCCAAGGAUAUAAAAACAUGUGAGCGCAUAUCCGUGGAACUAAACACGCUGUUAUUCAAGGCAUGCAGCUAUAUUUAUCGUUCACGAAAUUUGAGUACAUGGCAAUACUUUUCAUCACUGCCCUUCCAUUCACUUGACAAUGAAAUUACGUGGCAAAUAUUUUAUUACUUAAAUAUCGGUUUUCCAACGGAAAUGCCAACAGUUCAAAUAGAUUAUAGUGAGCUCAUUAACACGCCAGAGUUCUGGAAGAAAUUCAAUGUUGCUAAUGCAGAUUCAUCCGCUGAAGACUUAUACUAUCUGUUACAGGCCUUCUUCGAAAUUGCCAAUGAACGCGACAGAGCCAAAGAUUGGGAGUUAAUAAAAACAAUUUGUCUGCACAUCUUCAAUAUCGGCUAUGUGAACGUGAACACACGCGACAUUUGCUACAAAACAUCACGGGACAUGCUUGUAAACUUAACACUCUCCUAUGAAGAUCUCAUCACUUGCUUAUUAUUGCAACUUAAAGUACACUUUAAUGAAAUCGAAAAUGGCAUCUAUCUUAUAAAGUCAUUACCAUUAGAGAACUGGAAACCUGGCAUGGACAGUUUUGAAAUUCUAUCCAAUUGGCUCCUCCAUUUUGACUAUGCAUCGCAAGAGAAUAUGCUUGCUCGCAUUGUAAUCAGUCACUUGAAUUGGAGUUUCGAUUAUGAUGGACGUCUCUUUUUACCGCAUAAUAUACAUAUCCGCAUGGCGUGUUUGGUAUCCGAAGCGCUGAACAAGCAUGCACCCGAAGUUAUUGGUUUAUCUGGCAUUUCCGAGAGUGUGCGGCAAGUUUCAAAUCUUAUUGACUUAUCAAUAUCCUCAAAGGAGCAAUUCUCUUCCUGGUGUUGGACGAUGAUAUCGCUAUUGCGUCUGCAUUUGCUGGAUCAAGGUACUGAGUCGAUAAARCGUACGUUGCGCAACCCCACUGAACCGCUAAUGUUUGUGCCUGAACUGGAGCAUAUCGAGAUGAUUUAUCAGGGCGUUACCGAAAAUCGGCCACUCUCCGUUUAUGUCGCUGUAUUGGUUAGCCUGCAUGGACAUACAAUACCGCUGAUUUGCCAGAAGGGACUCGAGCUAAUGAAGCUGCUUUUAAACGACUAUCGGCAUGCAGCUGUUAUACGUUGCUUGGAAUUGAUAGUGCCUCUAUUUUUGGAGACACCCGAAACAUUAGCCAAUUGUGAAAAUUUUCAUGCAAUAUUAAAUACUUUACUGAGCGCUGAUCGCACUUAUUUGAAAAUGGCAAAAGACAUGAUCUAUCCCAACUCGAUUGGUCCGGUACUGCAGUUGCUCGAUAAUAUGAUUCAUCACCAAAUUACAAGUUACACUGAUUACGGUCUGUCUACGCCACUGAAUUUAAUAAAUGCCUGGUUGAAUUUGCUUACCGCGCUCCCCAAUUGGCAAAAUACAAAUGUUGUCUAUCUGCUGGACAUGAUCCUAAGAAUUGCCUAUCAGUUCUCGGAUGCACGCUAUCAAGCAGUGGAGUUCUUUCACAACUACUUCAAGGGCUGUGACGAAUGGAAGGGUGCUAGCAAAAUGUCCACGCUAAAAACGCUAUUCGGUUCUGUGCAAUUGCGCAUACCAACAAUUUCGCCGCUUUAUGGUUGGUUGGCGCUGGUGCUGCUGGAGAUCGAGUUUAAAACGCAGGAAGCUUUUUUUUGGCCAGAAUUUCUACGCCAGUUAGCUGUGGCCAAUGGUAGAAACUCCCUGGAGGCGGCAUUGAAGAAAACAUUUGCGGCUUUCAAGUUGUCGAACACAUUUCCACCGCAGUUGCUUGUGAUCUAUAAAUAUGCGAAUGUGAUCGCAGGCAUGGAUAUCGGUCACCCUGUAUUUCCGAUUAUGUGUCAGAAAUUUUUCGAAUUAUAUUUGAGUAGAGUGCCUUUGGAGUGCGAUGAGUACAGUUUCGGAGGUGUUUACGGAGUUUCGGAUAAAUUUUACGAAUUCAAUGGGCCUUUGAUGAAAAAAAUUAGCACUAACUUGAAGGCAGCUGACGUUUUCUACGCAAAUGAAGCCACUAAGCGCGCAACGGAAGAAAGUUUAAGCAUAUUCUACAAUGAUUGUUCAAAAAUUAUGAAGUCUUAUGUGCUAUGGUUGCAAGAAACCGUUAUAAAUCAACAUUGCAAAGACGAUUGUAAUUUUCCACCACAAUAUAAUAACGAAAAGUUGCGCGAAAUCUUGMAUGGCAACACUUCACAUUGGACGGAAUUUCUCUAUUUGCCCGAUAUACGUAAAUUACAAAAGCACCAAGCACAACAGUGGGCACAAAAAUGUCUGCGYUCCAAAGCAAUGAAACAGUUGCGCACGCCUUUGCCACCCAAAACRCACAUUGAACCAGCCACACGCAUCAAACAACAGUUAUCAUCCUACGAUAAGGUUUUGGAAGCGCCUAAAUAUACGAAACCCGUCAUUAGUACAACAAAUGAAAUUACAAAUCAAACUUUAACGGAACUCCAAGCUAAGCUGAAAACGCUGAACAGCAUGGCAACUAAAUUCCACUACGACACCAGUGAAUUGAAUUCYCUAAAUCGCAACUAUUUGGAGCAGGUUACCAAGCUAUACAAAAUGAUGCCUUACGAGGAAGUAAAAAUUCGAAGCUGCAAUUCAUUGCUCUUCAAUCGGCAGUGCAGCAAUCCAGCGCGCAUCACCGCCAAACURGAACAGAUACGCAUAGACAGCGGGGUAGAGGGAACGAUAAAUAAAUAUAAGGAACGUCAUGACAAGAUUAUAAAUGGCAUGCUUAAGCUGAAUGUGGAAGAGUUUGCGCGUUGUGUGGAACAGYUGAGCGGCAUUAUGCGCUUACUCAUUGCUAACAAUUCGGUGCAGAAAGCCACUGUUGUCACCAAUACUGGCAUAUAUUUCUUCUAUACCGUUGUAGAAAAUCUGACAGAUGUUACAAUGAAAUUCCAGCCAACUAAUGACUUAUACAGUCAGCUUUUAUAUGAGCUUAAUAUAUUUCUGCAUGAGCAUCAAGAGAAUCAAGGCCUUAACAUUUUGCAACUAGCACUAAAGCGUGUUGAUCUAAUAAAGCAGCUGGCAGCUGCAUUUGUGCCAUACCGCACGCCGCCACAAGACUUUUUAAAAAUGUACCAAUUCCUGGUGGAGUCAUACUUGAAACGCWGUGAUACAAAAAUUCUUUUUGUACUCUUAUCAAAAUUUGAUUUGGUAACCUGGCUUGAAAGCUUCCAACCGAAGCUUAGCGAUAUAAACCAGUUGUUGCAGCUGAUACUGCAAGGGCUGGAAUGUUGGUCCCAACCCGAUUCCUCCCUCCUUCAGGAUCAAUUCCGUCGUCAUUUGAUACACGUCUUCGAGUAUGAUUACCCACAACAUUAUGGCGAAGUUUUGCAAAUGGUUUUGGAUCGCAUAUCGGAGCAAAARUUAAUGCCAGUUGUGUUGUUGGAUUUAUUAAACUCACUGUUAGCGCGCUUCAAGAGUAAAGCUAUGUCUCUGGAGGCGAAAAUCGAUGAAGUCGUUGAAAUUUCAAUAGAUUUUGCGCGUCGUCAAAAUCUUUUCAAUCUGAAAGGCGCAACAGACACGGUACUGUUAUUUGCGCGCCACUUCCAGAAGGAGCGUUUGCAUCACGGCCUGCACGGUUUAUAUCCCAAACAUAAAGACUACUGCAAUCCAUUGGCAAUGUGGUUUUCAUGCAUGGGUCAUGUUGUUGUGGUUACAGCCAUUAGCACUUUUCAGGAUAUGCUGGCGGAUCAAAUUAGCGAUGUCGUUUUCGGCUCAAUUAUUCAACUCUAUUCACCGUGGUUGGUGCCAUACACCGAAGAGACGCUGCAAAAUUCGACAGCGAAUUGGAUACGUCAGCUGACAGUCAAAGAAAAAAUAUUGUUGCCUUGGAGUGAACAGCAUGCGAACAAAAGUAAAAUUAUGAUCAAAUCGUUGGUAGAUAUUUUAAGCAUCGUGUUGGAUAAUCUACCAGCUUCACACGUGACACUCUCGCAUAUGUUCAGCUGGUAUGUGCAUCAUUUCGCCAUUCCGAAACUGGAUUUUUAUAUUUACACAAAUAUACACGAGGGUAUGGGCGCAUUGCCCUGGGAACGAUUUAAACCACAGCCAGCGCAAAUAGAUUUGUUCCAUGAAAAUCUACAAAAAUUUAUCCCCUCCGCACACGCCAUGAUGGGACACAUAUUUAUACGCAUCAAUUGGAUUGCGUGGUUCGAGGAAACAUAUCCAACGAUACCAAGUAAUAUGCGAACUGAAGUCAUUUCACGACUGUUUACGGUGUUCGUGAAAAUUUCCUUCGAACCAAACAUACACAUAAAUAUAAAUACAAGUAAAAUAUUAGAGGAUGCCAUCAAGUUUCCUUGGUAUAUGGUGAGCUACACAACGCUGGAGAGCCUUUUUAAAUGGUUUGUUACCACAAUAGAUUACCCCAUCAUACUGCAAAUGCCGACGGAAACGAACUAUGCCGACAGAGCCGUGUUGGACUUACUGCGUCUUAGCUGUGCCUUGAUGCCUGAGCAGGCCACAUCCUGGGAAGCUAUAAUGCAGCCCAUACAUUAUGCUACGGCAAAGCGCAUACUCUACACACGUAAUUACAUUGUUUUGUUAUGUCUAACAGUAACGAAAAAUCCGAAGCUCAUGAACACAAAAGAAGGCAUGAAUGCAUUAAACGCAGCCUUCACSAAACUUCUCAACACGCUUGAUAGAGCUGUGCGUGCGACUGUUGGCAGCAAAACCAUCGACGAACAAAAACGCGAGGCCUUAAAUCUUAUGGUGGAAAUAAUGGUGCCUAUGCAAACACAACGGUUGGAGACAUCAAACCAAUUAGUGGACACACUGAUCCAAUGGCAAGCGCAAUGCGAAUCUGGCAAUUUUCUACUUUGUAGCACAUUGAACGCUAUUGGUCAUAUGAAAACCUUUGUGACUGGCACUUAUCCACUUUUGGAAUCCACCAUUGCGCAUUACUUCCGUACAACAGCAGAGUCACAAGAUUGGCACAAACCCAACUGGAAAGCGUUGCGCCAGAUAUUGGAACCGUCCUUCAGUAAAAUGGACUUGAUGCCUAUCUUGCGUGGUCCAUUCUUUUUAACGCUUCACAUGUUCUUCAUACAUAAAAUGGAACAGAUUACAAAUAUCGGUGAUAAAAUUACCUUCCUGCAGGAUGUGUGCCAGCUAGUGGAGGGCUGUAAAACGAACCCAUACACAGAGCCACGUUUAGCGUUGGUUUGGUGUGCGAUCAUUUCACGUGGCUGCCAGAUACUUURUGAGACACAAAAUGUAAAGAAAGUAUUAUUUAUGUUCGCCUCCUAUAUGUGCCUGACAUCUACACAAUCCGAGGGGUGGGGUGACACGCUGUUGGGCGCUAUUGGUCUGAAAACUGACGUUGUGACAAAUAAGCGCAAAGCACUGUCACGUUGCUUAGCCUGCGUUCUGUAUUCCUUAUUUCCAGAUACGAGUUCCACUGGCCCAUAUCCAAGUUCCGAAUUCGAGCUGUCGUUACAUGAAUUAACGGUGCUAUUGGCUAACAAGAAAUUCGCAGACAUAAAACAGCAAAUUAUAGCGGCCAUCGGCGUUAUCAAAGAAGAGAGUACACCCGCCUUACGGGAUGUACCGCAAUUAGUUUUCCGCCUCAUCGGUAUAUUUUAUAACAGUGUUUUUUUUCCAACUGUUCCUGAACUAUGGGAUUUUGAGUCUAGGCUUACCUAAAUCCUUCAAGAAAGAUUUAGUUAUUAAUAUUUCGUGAUUUGCGCCAACAUAAAUAUUUACAUAUAUGCAUACAUACGUAUUUUUAUACAUCAUAUUCUUAUUUUAAUUGCUAGAACAUAGUCUUAAACAAAG
Bactrocera latifrons is the source of this 7772-nucleotide messenger RNA. RefSeq names its product ectopic P granules protein 5 homolog (gene Epg5). Gene Ontology annotation, biological process: autophagosome maturation. Gene Ontology annotation, cellular component: cytoplasm. The transcript has 29 exons. Lineage: Eukaryota; Metazoa; Arthropoda; Insecta; Diptera; Tephritidae. The coding region runs from base 102 to 7640 and encodes 2512 amino acids. The record is from RefSeq and is a predicted model, not a curated record.